Yamadazyma tenuis ATCC 10573 is the source of this 1463-nucleotide messenger RNA. It is a transcript of the gene smb1, whose product is annotated as mRNA splicing protein. Gene Ontology annotation, cellular component: catalytic step 2 spliceosome; U4 snRNP; U2-type prespliceosome. Gene Ontology annotation, biological process: mRNA splicing, via spliceosome. Lineage: Eukaryota; Fungi; Ascomycota; Pichiomycetes; Serinales; Debaryomycetaceae. Gene Ontology annotation, molecular function: RNA binding. The record is from RefSeq and is a predicted model, not a curated record.
GACAUGUUUAUAACAAUUACUUGGAGUUGAAAAUUUUGUGCGCACUUUUAAUAUUUGCUUCACACUCAUCAUGUCCCAGAUUCCCAUCACGAAGAAGACAAAGAUGUCUGAACUCCUACAUUACAGGCUCAAGGUAUCCAGCAUCGACGGCCGUAGUUUCAUUGGUAAUUUACUCGCGUUCGACAAGCACAUGAACUUGGUUUUAUCAGAUUGUGAAGAAGUACGGAUUCCUAAAAAGUCGCUUCAGGACCUCAAGAAGGGCGUGGCCACAGAGCCCCGCGAACUUAAAACCAACUUGGGGCUCAUCAUUCUCAGGGGGGACCAAAUAGUCAAUUUGACUAUCCAAAGCCCUCCAGUGACAAACCCCAAAAAGAGGCUCGGGUUGGAAAAGGGAAAAGGCACAAGCAAACCGUUGAAAACUCCCGUCAGCGUGAAGUCCAAAUUCAAAGGGUUCAGGGGCCAGUGAUGAAUUGCACGGUAAUGUAAUAUAUAAAUAUAUAUUAAUGUGAAAAGAAGUAUACAAAGAAGGCUUAACAUAACACUCAUUUACCAAAAAGCACAACGCUUUUCUGCUUAGCAGCAGUUAGCAUUAUUCUUACUCUUCUUUUCCUGAGGAACGGGGGUCAAAGAAAUAGUGGCGCCCGAAGAAGGUUUGGCAGAUGGUUGGUCGUCAGUCUCUAAUUGAUGUUUGCUGAUCAUUUCAUAGAUAUUCUUCAAUAACUGGUGGAAAGACAAGUCGACGUUGUCAGAGUUCAAGGCCGAAGCUUCGGUAAACAACAAGCUGUUUUCGUUGGCAAAGUUUUUGGCUUCGUCAGUUGGAACCGCUCUAAGAUGAUCCAAAUCACUCUUGUUCCCCACCAAUUCUAUGACAAUGUUGGCGUCAGCGUGCUCCUUCAACUCCUUCAACCAUCUGGAAACGCUCUCGUAACUUUCGGUCUUGGAAAUAUCGUAAACUAUCAAGGCACCCACGGCACCUCGGUAAUAGGCACUGGUAAUGGCUCUAUAACGCUCCUGACCGGCGGUGUCCCAGAUCUGCGCCUUGACUCUCUUGCCAUCAAUUUCCAAGGUUCUGGUGGCAAAUUCCACUCCAAUGGUGGAUCUGCUGUCCAAGUUGAACUCGUCUCUGGUGAAUCUGGACAACAAGUUGGACUUUCCAACUCCCGAAUCUCCAAUCAAAACUAUCUUGUACAAAUACUCGUAGUCGUAUGAGUAGUCGUCUGUGUUGUCAACCAUGAUGCUGGGUUAUAUGAUAAAGCUGUUGUGGUUUUAUGUUUGUGGUGGAUCCUUCUCUUCCUCCUGGUGGUAUAUCAAAAAAUUGGGGGUUUGCGCUUGGGAAAAUCGGUUCGAAAGCUCCGGGUACAAGUGUGCAACUAUUGGUGAUAAAUGGGGGGUGCGUCUGCUGGAAAUAUGUCAAUUAUACACACAGCUAUUGAGAUCAAUUAGGGUGUGUGAUGUCAACAACC